Molecule: messenger RNA, 2629 nt
Organism: Pelobates fuscus (common spadefoot toad)
Lineage: Eukaryota; Metazoa; Chordata; Amphibia; Anura; Pelobatidae
Gene: HSD17B4
Product: hydroxysteroid 17-beta dehydrogenase 4
Exons: 24
Coding region: 81-2291 (736 amino acids)
Molecular function (GO): oxidoreductase activity
Source: RefSeq, a predicted model, not a curated record
CGCAUUGUUUUCCCUGCCUAUUGGCUGUAGUUAGUUGCCCUUUGAGAUUUGCUGUCAUUACUGCUGGUGGUGCAGUUGCGAUGGCGCCUUCUACCUUGCGUUUCGAUGGCCGGGUGGUACUGGUGACUGGGGCAGGGGGAGGUCUUGGAAAAGCCUAUGCAUUAUCAUUUGCUGAGAGGGGAGCUUUAGUGGUUGUAAAUGAUCUGGGAGGUGACUUCAAGGGAGAUGGCAAAAGUUCAUCAGCCGCUGACAAGGUUGUUGAAGAAAUAAGAGCAAAAGGUGGAAAAGCUGUGGCUAACUAUGAUUCAGUGGAGGAUGGAGAGAAACUUGUCCAGACAGCACUAGAUGCUUUUGGCAGAAUAGAUAUUGUCAUAAAUAAUGCUGGAAUUUUGAGAGAUCGCUCUUUUGCAAGAAUAAGUGAUGUUGAUUGGGAUAUUAUUCAUAGAGUUCAUUUGAGGGGAUCGUUCAAGGUCACAAGAGCAGCAUGGAAUCAUAUGAAGAAUCAGAAAUUUGGCAGGAUCAUAAUGACCUCAUCAGCUGCAGGAAUUUAUGGCAAUUUUGGACAAGCAAACUACAGUGCUGCUAAACUUGGCCUUGUGGGGCUCUCAAACACGCUUGCACUAGAAGGAGUGAAGUAUAAUGUCCUGUGUAAUGCCAUUGCCCCCACCGCUGGCUCCCGGCUCACUCAGACUGUAAUGCCUCAAGAGCUUGUGGAUGCUCUGAAACCGGAAUUUGUGGCCCCUCUUGUGUUGUGGCUUUGCCAUGAAAGUUGCCAAGAGAAUGGUAGUUUGUUUGAGGUGGGAGCAGGUUGGAUUGGAAAAUUGCGUUGGGAAAGAACUCUAGGUGCCAUUGUCAGACAGAAGAAUCGUCCAAUGACUCCAGAAGCUGUGCGUGAUGAGUGGAGAAAGAUCUGCGACUUUGAUAAUGCCACAAAGCCACGGACUAUCCAAGAGUCUACUGGCUCGCUCUAUGAAGUGCUUUCUGCUGUUGAUUCUGAGAAAGGGAUUUCUAUGAAUCCGACAAGCCAGGGGACUUCCAGCAUUGACCCUAACCAAGCCAUUGGAAAGAAACUGCCUGACUCUGUGUACAGCUACAGCUCUUUACAACCUAUUUUGUAUGCCCUUGGUGUGGGAAUGUCUACCAAAGACCCAGAUCAUCUGAAAUUCCUUUUUGAAGGCAGUGACAAUUUUUCCUGCUUGCCGACCUUUGGGGUCAUACUUGCGCAGUCUGCCUUUAUGAGUGGAGGACUUGCAUCAGUUCCUGGACUUAAUAUUGACUUUACAAGAGUACUGCAUGGGGAACAAUAUCUGGAAGUGUACAAGCCUAUCCCAACGUCAGGAGAAAUGACUUCAGUGAGUACUGUAGUUGAUGUUCUUGAUAAAGGCUCUGGAGCAAUCAUUUUAUUGGAUGUACACACAUACAGUGGGAAGGAACUUAUAUGCUACAACCAGUUUUCUGUGUUUGUUGUCGGUGCUGGAAAGUUUGGUGGUAAAAGGUCUUCGACCAAGGCUAAGGUAACCGCAAAUCCACCAAAUCGUCCACCAGAUGUAGUAGUGGAAGAUUCGACCAACGUGGACCAGGCUGCCCUGUAUCGCCUUAGUGGAGACUGGAAUCCAUUGCAUAUUGACCCCAACUUUGCUGCCCUUGGAGGCUUCGAUAGACCCAUUUUGCAUGGACUGUGCAGUUUUGGAUUUUCCGCUCGGCAUGCUCUGAAGCACUUUGCAAAUAAUGAUGUAACCAAGUUCAAGGCAAUAAAGGUACGUUUUGCAAAACCUGUCCUACCAGGGCAAACAUUGCAAACUGAAAUGUGGAAAGAAGGCAACAGAAUACAUCUUCAAACCAAGGUCAAAGAGACUGGGGAAAUUUCCAUUGCUGGUGCUUAUGUAGACCUUACAUCAUCACUUAGUUCCCCGGAGUCCAAAAAGGCAGUUCAGGGUGUUGGACUUCAGAGUGAACUUGUAUUUCAAGAGAUAAGCCGACGUGUCAAGGAUGUAGGCGAUCAGUUAGUGAAAAAAGUGAAUGCAAUCUUUCAGUGGGAUAUCACCAACGAUGGGAACACCGUUGCCCAAUGGACCAUUGACUUAAAGAAUGGAUCAGGAGAUGUUUAUCGUGGACAAGCACGUGGACGGGCAGACACUUAUUUUGUCCUUUCAGACCAAGAUUUCAUGGAACUUGUUCUAGGGAAUCUUAAUCCACAAAAGGCGUUUUUCAGUGGCAAGCUCAAAGUUAAAGGCAAUAUCAUGCUGAGCCAAAAACUGGAGACCAUACUGAAAGAAUAUGCUAAGCUCUAAACCUAGAACUCAGACGCCUCCUGAAGAAGUGACGCAGAGACCGUCCUAACAAAUUUGCGCCUUCGUGGAAUCUAGAAUCACUUGAUAAUAAAUCCAAACAUGAUUUAUUAGGACAUAUUCUUUAGACCAUUUACUGCAGGGGGUGUACUCUAUGAUUAAUUUUUAAUUAAAUCACAUCUCUGGUACUCGAAGCGUUAACUUGUCAUUACAUAACAGUCCAAUUGAUAUUUUUAGAAUUCAUUGUUUGACUAAAGGAAUAUACUAAACUGCACUUUGGCAUGCAAAUCGUUCUGAUCUAAUUACUGUAAAAUGACUCUCUCUUUUUUUUUUUUUUUUUU